Molecule: messenger RNA, 4117 nt
Organism: Anneissia japonica
Lineage: Eukaryota; Metazoa; Echinodermata; Crinoidea; Comatulida; Comatulidae
Product: adhesion G protein-coupled receptor E1-like
Exons: 22
Coding region: 73-3753 (1226 amino acids)
Biological process (GO): G protein-coupled receptor signaling pathway; cell surface receptor signaling pathway
Cellular component (GO): membrane
Molecular function (GO): G protein-coupled receptor activity; calcium ion binding
Source: RefSeq, a predicted model, not a curated record
AAUCAGCAGGUAGCAGGUCGUCUGUGUUCCUAGCAGCAUCACCGAGUAGGCUGGUUAUUUUUUAAGAACAGUAUGGGAACUUAUUUUUACAACUCAAUAUGCCUGCAGCAUUUGAUCCUUAUGGUAUUAAUGUUCCAAGGGGCGUUUGGUUGCGGUGGUUUAAGAUAUGAGACGUCGUGCGUAAACAUACAGAUUACACAAGUAGAAACGUAUACAGACUACAAGACUUGGAAUCAAGCAAAUGAAGACUGCAAUACGAAAGGUUACCAGUUAGUCAGCAUACAUUCACUGGAAAAGUUAGAGGCAAUUACAGAAUACAUCCAAUACGCAAGUGAACAAAAGUUCUACAUUGGCUUAUCUCGAGCGGCAGACACUCCUAGGGCAGUUAUAGGAAACUGGAAAUGGUCCUCUACUCUUCCACUGACUUUUAAUAAGUGGGUCCCAGGGGACCCGAACGUUCGGGAUAGUAUUUGUGCCGGAACAUAUCUCGACAGAAAUCAGUUUGUAGAUGUUGGCUGCGGAGACAUAUCAGGGCUCAUUGGUCUAACAUACAUCUAUGAGUAUCCAAUCCCAAUAGAUUAUUGUGAAAAUAUCAGUUGUCAUAAUGGAACGUGUCAAUCGGCAAAUGGUAACUGUUCGUGCACAUGUGACAUUGGGUUUGAAGGUGAAUUCUGUGACGUUGAAAUAAAUUAUUGUGAAAACAUUAAUUGUAAUAAUGGAACGUGUCAUUUGGCAAAUGGUAACUUUUCGUGCACAUGUGACAUUGGUUUCGAAGGUGAAUUCUGCGAAAUCGAAAUAAAUUAUUGUGAAAAUAUUGAUUGUAAUAAUGGAAUUUGUCAUUCGGCAAAUGGUAACUUCUCUUGCACAUGUGACAUUGGGUUUGAAGGUGAAUUCUGUGACAUUGAAAUAAAUUAUUGUGAAAAUAUUGAUUGCAAUGAUGGAACUUGUCAUUCGGCAAAUGGUAACUUCUCUUGCACAUGUAACAUUGGGUUUGAAGGUGAAUUCUGUGACAUUGAAAUAAAUUAUUGUGAAAAUAUUAAUUGUAAUAAUGGAACGUGUCAUUCGGCAAAUGGUAGCUUCUCUUGCACUUGUGAUAUUGGGUUCGAAGGUGAAUUCUGCGACAUUGAAAUAAAUUAUUGUGAAAAUAUUGAUUGUAUUAAUGGAACGUGUCAUUCGGCAAAUGGUAACUUCUCUUGCACAUGUGACAUUGGGUUUGAAGGUGAAUUCUGUGACAUUGAAAUAAAUUAUUGUGAAAAUAUUGAUUGUAAUAAUGGAACGUGUCAUUCGGCAAACGGUAACUUCUCUUGCACAUGUGACAUUGGGUUCGAAGGUGAAUUCUGUGACAUUGAAAUAAAUUAUUGUGAAAAUAUUGAUUGUAAUAAUGGAACGUGUCAUUCGUCAAAUGGUAACUUCUUUUGCACAUGUGACAUUGGGUUCGAAGGUGAAUUCUGCGAAAUUGAAAUAAAUUAUUGUGAAAAUAUUAAUUGUAAUAAUGGAACAUGUCAUUCGGCAAAUGGUAACUUUUCAUGCACAUGUGACAUUGGGUUCGAAGGUGAAUUCUGCGAAAUUGUAAGCAAUAAUCCAUGUCAAAAUAUUAAUUGUAACAAUGGCACUUGCUACGCGACCAAUGGCAUAUACUCAUGUCAAUGUUAUGCUGGAUUUGAAGGAGAGUUUUGUGAGAUAAACCAAUGCCUUGCUGAAGACGUGGAAAAGAUGGGAACCAUUUACUCUUUUCCUAACACGUCACCCGGCGCAACUGCAUUCUCAUACCAAGUGUGCCCUGUCUACUCUCCGAGACCUGGUCUACCAAUAGCAAAUCGGUCAUGUUUACAUUACAAUAGUGUUGCCAAUUGGGGAGAAGUAUUUGUUUUUGAGUGUGGAACUGACAAUACCACAGAUAAAAUAUUACAGCUGUCCCAGGUAGAAGUCACCGAAGACAAUAUCGAAGAGGUUGCCAAUACACUAGAGGUUUUGACAAGGAACGCAAGUUCCAACGUAGAUGGCGCUGAGAAUGCUACGAUUUACUCAUCUCAAGUUCUUAAAAACAUCGUCUCAAUUAAUUCAUCAUCACCUUCAGUUACAACCACAGUGAUCAACAGCGUAAACAAUCUUUUGGAUAUAGUUGGCGAUGUUGAAGACUCUGAAGAAAUUCGACGUGCCUCGUCGAGCACAAUACAGUCGAUGGAAGAACAGCUCGCAACGGUCGCGUCUGCUGACUUUAACAUCACGGUCAAUCGCAAAAACGUUGACGUAACUGUUAGACAACUGGAUGUUGAUGACGUUGCGUCAAAUGGGCUUGUGUAUAUUUCAUUUCAAAACACAUCCGAAAAGCCAUCACUAUUGUUCUCUGAGUCACGCACCAACUUUGUUGACGUUGAUACCUUACUAGAACUGCCGUCAGAGGUAUUCACUAGUGGACCUACUGUGAUAAAUGGCGGGAAGGUUUCAGCUAUAUUCAUUAUCUAUCACCAGACUACGUUGUUUAGAACGAAUUAUGAAAAUAAACAAAUUGGCAGCAAAGUUAUUUCAGCUAAGAUUAAUAAGAAGAAGACACGUGACCUAGUAGAGCCGGUAGUAGGAGUUUUCACUCAAACUAUGAAUGGUACUAAUGCAGAGUGUGUGUUUUGGGAUUUUCAACUUGCGAAUGGCUACGGCAAUUGGUCAAAUGCGGGUUGCGUGUACAACACAACAAAAGACAGACGGGUCAUUUGUCAUUGUGAUCAUCUAACUAAUUUUGCUGUUUUGACGGACUACCAUGGUCAGAUUGGCUUGAGCCAAGAGACAAGAUAUCAUGUAUUGUCCAUCAUAAGCUUAGUUGGCUGUAUUGUAUCUGUGUUAGCUCUGGUGUUAACAAUCAUCAUUCAGACGUAUUCAAUGCAUACAAUGCCACGAUCAAGGGAACAGCACACAAUCCGUCCUAAAUUAGUUUUGAUUAACUUAUCCAUUGCAUUGUGUCUUCUCUACCUUGUCUUCGCCGUCGGCAUUGAACAGACAAAGAAUAAACAUACGUGCAUCGUCAUAUCUGUAGUUCUGCAUUAUUUUACCAUUUCUUCAAUGGCGUGGAUGACAGUACAAGCAGUGAAUAUCUAUCUAUCAUUGGUGAAGGUUUUUCCGACGUAUAUCUCUAAAUUUAGGAUGAAAGCAUACACAUUCGGAUGGGGAUUUCCACUCAUUCCUGUCACCAUGUCGUUAAUUCUCGACGUAAACAGUUAUACCAAUAAACACUAUUGUUUCUUGAAACCUGGAGCAGUUUUAUAUUACGGAAACAUAUCGGUAGUUGGCGUCCUAUUUCUCACAAACAUUGUCAUCUUUAUUCUCGUCAUACGCGUACUGAUGUGUUGUUCACGUCAGCGAAUACAAAGAAUUACUGAACCGAAAAGUAAAUUUAAACAUGUGAAAGAUCAGUUAUCUACCGCUAUUGGCCUGUCAAUUUUGCUCGGACUUACAUGGAUAUUUGGAUUUGGCGCAAUAGAGAGAUCAUCCAGUUCACACCUGACGUUCUCGAUGCAACUUCUCUUUUGCAUUUUUAAUUCUCUUCAAGGAUGGUUUAUAUUUGUGUUUUACGCUGUGCGUACUGGUGAUUUUAAAACCUGUAUGUGUUCAUUUAUUCAUAUUUCAAAACCACCACUUGACUCUAUCUCACAUAGCAAAGGAAGGCGAUUAGGGGCUACCACUGACGAACGAAUUUAUAUGACGAACACGACAAAGGGUUUGCUGAAAAUUGAGACUGACUAUAAUUGGUCAAGCAUAUGACAAUUUCUCGACUGUAGAAUAAUAUUAAUGUGGUUCUCUAUGACGCCAUCAUUAAUUUGAGUCAGUUAAAACCUUUCUUGUUUCUUGGUUAGCUGUAUGAAGAAAUUUAGAUAUAUAACCUCCGCACUAUCUAAUUUUUUUCUUAUUUUUAAUUGAAAGCUUAUACUGUUACUUCUUAAAGUGGCAAACAUAUCUUUUUAAGUUGUUUAGAUAUUAAUGCCGGCAGUGCUAACAUUCCAUUAUGUAAAUUUUUAAAAAUGUGAAAAUGUGGAUACUUAGAUUGAAUGUUAUAUUUGAGAAGGCAUAAAAGAGUUUAUAGAAGUGUUUUAACUGCAUAAACCAUCUAUAAAAAUGUAAUCUACAA